Molecule: messenger RNA, 6264 nt
Organism: Paramormyrops kingsleyae
Lineage: Eukaryota; Metazoa; Chordata; Actinopteri; Osteoglossiformes; Mormyridae
Source: RefSeq, a predicted model, not a curated record
AAAUCAAGAACCAGUGAUCGUGUGCUAUCUGUCGGUGUUAUUGUCCUGUGUGUGCACUUGCUCACGGUGCAGGCUUUUACAUCGGGAACUGUCGAGACCGGAACCGAUGCUGGUACAAAACUAUGAUUCGAAUCGCUGCACUGAACGCCUCAUCGGUUACCCCCGACGACCAUGGGGACCCCCUUACCAGCUACAAGAGCCAGACCAAGGAAGCUCAGGAAGCGGAGGCAUUUGCCCUGUACCACAAAGCCUUGGAUCUGCAGAAACAUGACCGGUUUGAGGAAUCAGCCAAGGCGUACCAUGAGCUCCUCCAAACUCCGCUGCUUAAGGAGGCUGUUCCCUCCGAGGACGAGCAGGCAGGCCUGAGAUACACCGGCCUUAUGCUGAAGUACUCCACCUACAAGAACCUGGGCAGCCUGGCCGCGCUGAAGGGCGACCUGGAGACCGCCAUGGAGUUCUAUCUCCAGGCCGUGCUGCUGGACUCCACCGACGUCAACAUGUGGCACAAGAUCGGCCUGGUGGCGGUGCGGCUGGUGCGGGUCUCGCUGGCCCGGCACGCCUUCGAAGAGGGCCUGCGCUGCAAUCCGGAUCACUGGCCCUGCCUGGAUAACCUCAUCACCGUGCUCUACACCCUUAGCGACUACAACUGCUGUCUGUACUUCAUCUGCAAGGCCCUGGAGAAGGAUCCGUGCUACAGCAAGGGCCUGGUGCUGAAGGAGAGGAUCUUCCAAGAGCAGCCCUGCCUCCGGAGGGACUCGUUCCAGAUGUUCCUCAAGUGUGAUAUGUCCAUUCACUCGGCGGAGGUGGAUGAGGAGGAGGCCAGUGCCAUAUUGGAGGAGGGGCUCGAGCUGCGUCGCCGGCGGCAACAGGCGGUGUCCACGCAGGAGCCCAAGCCAGACCUGACCCUGGUCCAGCCUAUCACGUCCUACACGUGGAUGUGUGUGGGGGAGAACCUGCUGGCCAUGUACCAGUACCAGACCACCUGCGAGCCGCCCCGGCCCAGCCUGGGCCGCAGGAUCGACCUGUCAGAGUACCGCGACCCUGAGCGCCCCCCCGCCCCUCCUCCUGCCUUCACCCCCGUCAGCGUGAUACAGACGCUGUCCAGCGCCACCACCAGCCCGUCCCUGCCGCCCCCACCCACCGUGGACCAGCUGGCUCCCACCCACACCCCCCCACAACCCUUGCCUCACAAUGGCCAGAGUCAAACACCGCUGGAGGUGGCCCCCACGGCGCCCCCCCUAGGACUGGACCCCUCCCUGUGUGACAAGGCGAAGAAGCCCCCCAAGCGGAAGCGCGUGGUGGAGGAUAGCGGGGAGACAGCCAAGCGGCGCUCGGCACGCGUCAGGAACACCAAGUGCAAGAAGGAGGAGAAGAUCGACUUCCAGGAGCUGCUGCUGAAGUUCCUGCCCUCCAGGCUGAAGAAGUUUGAGCUGGAGGACGACGAGGAGAGCCUGGGGACCUAUGAGACCCAGUCGGAGGUGAAGCCCGACUCCCAGCUGACCAGUGGCACCAGCAGCCUGCACUUUGACGCUGUGAUGGUCAUGGAAUCAGAGCGCCAGGAUGUGCACGGCUUCCUCCUUGACAACCAGCAGAACGGCGGCAUCCUGGAGCUGAUGAUGCGCUACCUCAAGGCCGUGGGCCGGCGGUACCUGGAGGAGUGGCCCCCUGGGCUGUGCGCCGUGGUACUCAAUAUUUACUACUACUGGAGGAGCCACAGCAUCGGGCUUCCCAACCCACUACUCAGGGACUGCAGUGACCAGCACAUCCGAGACAUGAUGGUGAUGAGCCUCUCGUGCAUGGAGCUGCAGUUGGAGCAGUGGUCACUGACCAAGGGCAAGACUGUGUCCCCGCGGAAGGGCCUGGCAGGCCACGACGGCGAGCAGGCCCUCUUCCCGGGGCCCAACUUCCAGGGGGACCUGCUGCAGCUGGCGCUGGCCUCCUCGCAGCGGGACCUCUUCGGGGACAGGUGGCUGGCCUACCUGGUGCGAGUCUACUGGCUCAAAGCUCGCUUUCUGGCCCUACAGGGCGACAUGGAGCAGGCAGCGGACAGCUACGACGCCUGUGCGGAGAUGCUGCAGAGUCCACCAGCCAGACAGGCAGCAGGCGGCGAGGGCCGCAAGUUCACCAUCUACCUGCCCAACCUGCACAUGGACGGGACCAUCUCUGUGGAUGAGAUCGACAAGAAGCUGAAGUCCCUGGAGCGUUGCCAGUCCCUGGAGGAGAUCCAGCGGCUCUUCGAAGCCGGCGACUAUGGCUCUGUCGUGCGUCUGCUGCGGCCGACGCUGAGCUCAGUCUCUGCCCGGGUCAAGGCCCUGGAGUUCGCUAGCUCCGCCCCUGAGAGACCCGCUCAGUUGUUGCUGCUGCAGAGCUCCCUGCUGCGACAGGAGGACCUGGCGCAGUGCUUGGAGUGCUCAGAGGUGGCGCUGCAUGAGGCCGUGCUCCAGCUCAGCAGUUUCUCCCCACCUUCCUCCUCUUCCUCCUCCGCCCGGGACGAGUGGGCAGCAGCCAUCACGCAGAUGCUGGAGGGCAUCGAGCUCUGCUUCUCACGGGAGCCCCAGCUGCUCAGCACCCCUCCGCGGGCCGCCAGCCUGCCGCGGCUAACGGGCAACCUCAUUCAGCUGAUUGGCUACAGCAUGUCGCAGCUUGAUGACCUCAAGGAGGCACAUUUCUCCUCCGUGCUGCCCUGGAUCAUCCUGUACCGCAUCAUCAAGCAUGAGGAGGCCGCCUUCAACUCCCUGCUGCGGCAGCACAUUCCUGCUCAAGACGAGGACGACGACCCCGACCGGCCCAUGCUGCCCUCCUCCCUGAUGCUGCUCAACACGGCCCAUGAGUACCUGGGCCGACGCUCCUGGUGCUGCAACUCGGACGGGGCGCUUCUCAAGUUCUAUGUGCGGGUGCUGCAGAAAGAGCUGGCAGCCUCCAUGGGCGAGGACACUCACCCCUACAAGGAGGAGCUGGAGACGGCCCUGGAGCAGUGCUUCUACUGCCUCUAUGCCUACCCUAGCAAGAAGAGCAAGGCGCGGUACCUGGAGGAGCAUUCGGCCCAGCAGGUGGAGCUGCAGUGGGCCGACACGCUCUUCAUGUUCGAGUACUUCAAGCCCAAAACGCUGCCGGAGUUCGACAGCUACAAGACGAGCACGGUGUCGGCAGACCUGUCCAACCUGCUGAAGCGCAUAUCUGGCAUCGUGCCGCGUGGCGAAGGCCCCGCCCUCACCGUCGACGAGGUGUCUGCCUACAUCGAGGGCAGCACGGACAAGGUUCCGUGCCUCCCCGAGGGAGCUGCUCCGGCGCCCCCUCUGGUGAACGAGCUGUACUACCUCCUGGCUGACUAUCACUUCAAGAACAAGGAGCAGUCCAAGGCCAUAAAAUUCUACAUGCACGACAUCUGCGUGUGCCCAAACAGGUUUGACUCGUGGGCCGGUAUGGCACUGGCCCGCGCCAGCCGCAUCCAGGAUAAGCUGAACUCCAACGAGCUGAAGAGCGACGGGCCCAUCUGGAAGCACUCCAUGGCCGUGCUGAGCUGCUUCCGGCGCGCCCUGGAGAUCGACGGCUCCAACCUGUCGCUGUGGAUCGAGUACGGCACCAUGUCCUACGCCCUGCACUCCUUCGCUUCCCGCCAGCUGAAGCAGUGGAGGAGCGAGCUGCCGCCCGAGGUGGUCAAGCAGCCCGUACAGGACAGUGCGUCUUCAGAUCACAACCCCAUCUGUGCCUGGCAUGCAAACACGGAGAAGGCUUCAUCUGUCAAUGACGACGACUCUCACUCCUCAUCGGCGGGCGUGGCCUUGGGCCUCGGGACGCACCCCCCCUCCAGCGGGCCAGGUCUGACAUCCCCACCGUACACGGCCGCCCCGGUCGACCACGAUUACGCCAAACGUAAAGCCCUUCAGCAGCGGCAGCAGGGGCAGCAGCGGCAGCAGGACCAGCCGCAGGCCGAUGAACGUAGCCAGGACAGCGUGACGGUGAUGCUGUCCGACUCCAGCUCCACCCAGGACCCUUUCCCCGACCCCGCCAGCUCUCAGGACAGCAGCCACAAGGUGCAUGCUGGGAAGGCGGCCGCUCCCCCAGCAGAGCAGACCCCUCCCCUGAAGCAGGCUGAACCACUACCGGAGGCCUCUCAAGGGCCCCCGGCGGAACCCCCCCAUGAGGCUGGGACCUCCAGCCUCCCGCAAGAAGAGCAGAGCGUGCAGGACACGCUGGACGCCCUGCAGCUGACACCCUCCGACAUGACGACCCCCCAGCCACCCGCCAGCCCCCCACCCAAGGUGGCGCUGUCCCCGGGGAUGCUGCCCCAGACCCCCACCGGCGAGGCUAAGCGAAAGCUGGAGUCAGGGGCCGAAACGGCGGCGGUAGCGCCCCCAGGGUCUGACGUCCCCGGGACGCUGCCUGCCUCCCCCGAGGAGCAGCACUGCCUGCUGGUGAAGAUGUGCGUAUGCGCCCUCUUCCUCUGCCUGGGCCGAUUCCCUCAGCACUACAAGAGCCUGUACCGACUGGCCUACCUCUACGCCAAGGGCAACAGUCACCGGAACCUGCAGUGGGCUCGGGACGUGUUGCUAGGAAGCAGUGUCCCAUGGCAACAGCUGAAGCACAUGCCAGCACAGGGGCUGUUCUGCGAGAGGAACAAGACCAAUCUGUUCAACGGCGUCUGGCGUAUCCCGGUGGAUGAGAUUGAUCGGCCCGGCAGCUUCGCCUCUCACAUGAACCGCUCCAUCGUGCUUCUGCUGGACGUUCUGUCUGAGCUCAAGGACCGGGACACCCUGCUCAAGGUCUCCUGCAUGCUCCAGAGGACCCCGGAACAGGGAAAGAAGUAUUUGCGGGAUGUGGACCGACAGGUUUUGGCCAAGAGAGCAUUUUCCUUAACCGUGAAAGUACUGGAGGAUAAUCUGAACAAACUCACUGGGGUAUCAGAGCCUUCGCUCGGUGGGGGGGACAUGACCACCACUGACACGCCCCCCAGGCCCAGCGCCGAAGACAGCAAGCGGGCGGCACCCAGCAAGCCUGGCGCAGAGGCCAGGCAGCCCGAGGCCCCCCCGGAGCGGCCCCCGCCACAGGCCAUGGACACAGCGGAGCGGCGGGAGGAGCCCAUGGAGCUGGAGGGUGGGACCUGGGAGGGCGGCGGGGGUGCGCGGCCCCUGGAAAGGGCCCCCCCUGAGCUGUCUCUGGAGGAGCUCAGCAUCAGCUCCCGCCAGCAGCAGCAGCAGCAUCACACCGGGGGGGUUAAGCGGCCGGCUUCCCUCAGCCCCCCCGAGGCCGGCGAGCAGCAGCGCAAGCCCAGUCGCAAGCGGAAGCUUCUGGAAGAUGUGGAGACGGGCAAGACGCUCCUGCUGGACGCCUACAGGGUGUGGCAGCAGGGCCAGAAGGUCAUGACCUAUGACCUGGGCCGCAUCGAGAAGAUCAUGUCAGAGACGUACAUGCUCAUCAAACAGGUCGAUGAAGAGGCAGCACUGGAUCAGGCUGUCAAGUUCUGCCAGGUCCAGCUGGCCACGUCCGCGCAGAGACAGUGCAGCAGUGACACGCCCACCACACCCAAGCCCACCAAAGAGCACCGUGACAUCUUCUUCCCCUCCUCGCUGCCUAACUCGGCCCCGCAGCCACCAGACAGCUCCACCCCCCAGGGUCCGCCCAGCGGGCCCCCGGACCAGUCGCAGCUCCGGAAGCAGCCGGCUGCCCAUUCAGCUGCCAUGGCCUUCCUGCCCCAGUCAGAGGAACGGGAGGAGCUCCUGGAGGGCUUGGGGUUCAGGCAGCAAGAGAGCCGGCUGUGCCAGCAGAUGAAGAUGACCACCGUGUCGCCGGGCCAGGAAGCGCCAGGCUGGCUGAGCGAGGAGGCGGCGUCCUGCAGCACCACGCAGCCGCUCUGCUCUGUGCCCGCAGGAUCAUCCCUAAACUCGCCCCCCGACACCACCGGUUCCAGGCAGUCGGACCCUGGCCGCGUGCGUUCCCGUGUCGCGCCCCACGUGCCAAAGCUCUUCAUCCCAUCCACGGUCACCAAAUUCCCCCCCGAGAUCACGGUGACCCCGCCCACGCCCACCUUGCUCUCGCCCAAGGGGAGCAUCUCCGAGGAGACCAAGCAGAAGCUCAAGAACGUCAUCCUGUCCUCCCAGUCAGCGGCGAACGUCAAGAAGGAGACGCUGUGCCAGCCAGCGCUGGAGGUGCAGGAGACGUCCAGCCAGGAGUCGUCGCUGGAGAGUGACACCGAUGAGGAAGAGGACUACAUGGAAAUCUGAUAUGGGAGACGGCUGUCCCCUGUUCUGUGGUGGCGGGGGGGGG